Cadophora gregata is the source of this 3298-nucleotide messenger RNA. It is a transcript of the gene BEM1, whose product is annotated as bud emergence protein 1. Lineage: Eukaryota; Fungi; Ascomycota; Leotiomycetes; Helotiales; Ploettnerulaceae. Gene Ontology annotation, cellular component: mating projection tip. Gene Ontology annotation, molecular function: phosphatidylinositol binding; protein binding. The transcript has 2 exons. The record is from RefSeq and is a predicted model, not a curated record. The coding region runs from base 942 to 2330 and encodes 462 amino acids. Gene Ontology annotation, biological process: conjugation with cellular fusion.
CAGGACAACCGCGACCAAGGGAUUGCAGAAGCUCGACAAAAACAAUCGCGAAUCAGUGUAUCGACAUCUCGACCAUCCUCAUCGUUCUCGCACUGCUCCGCGGAUAGAUAGAUUCUGCCGUCGUCGCCAUCGCUCUCAGAUCCCCGGAAGAAGGACGGACUUGCGCAGGAGCAGAACAAACAAAUCAGCCGGGCUUGUGGACCAAUACAGACCAACCGGCCGACGCACCCCGAGCGAGCGACCGUGGACACGAGCAAGAGCGAGAGGAGGACCAGGAACCACACGACAGACUUGCUUUUGGUGGUGUGCGACCGAACUACAGCGACGUAAAGCAAACACAAACAAAUAUGAAGGCAUGUCACCCCAAAUCUCCAAUCUCCUAUCGAUAGAAGCCCACUCGCCGCGAGGAAUGUGCUGCACUGCGAUCGCAACCCGUCCUCACAACACAAGCUAACAAUGCUGUUCCUCCAGGCCCUCAGGAGGAGUUUGAAGAAUGACAAGGACAAGGUCAACCACAUAUCCAUCACGCCCAAGUCUGCGAUUGCGAUAGUGCCGCCCAAAAAGGUUUGUGCUUCGAGUCUGCGACACAGAGAGGGGUAAUAUACUGACUGCGAGAUUCUGCGACCCAGGUAAUCCGCGCAUUAUACGACUAUGAGGCUCAGACCAGCCAGGAGCUCUCAUUCACAAAAGGAGACUUCUUUCACGUUAUUGGCCGCGAGAAUGAUAACGACUGGUACGAAGCAUGCAACCCGGCGCUUCCUGAUGCGCGAGGACUGGUCCCCGUUGCCUUCUUCCAAGCUCUAGGGAAGACGGAGAGGGAUAGCGGACAAUCGGAGAAAUCUCCACAAGCUGUGCGAGCCCCCGAUCACGAUUCUGGAUAUUCGGAUACAUCUGGUUCGGGAACUCUGGUGGGAACGGAUACUGCGCGAUCGUCGAAGACCAUGGGGAAAGGCUCGGGUGCGAUGGUGUAUGGCAUUGUGAUGUAUGACUUCGUGGCGGAGCGACCAGAUGAACUAGAUGCGAAGGCUGGAGAAGCAAUUAUUGUCAUCGCUCAAUCGAAUCCGGAAUGGUUUGUUGCGAAGCCGAUUGGGAGACUGGGAGGCCCAGGAUUGAUUCCGGUGUCAUUCAUUGAGAUAAGGGACAUGAGUUCUGGUCAAGCUGUCCCCGAUGCUACGGAAGCGGUACAAAGGGCGGGUGUUCCGAAGGUCGAGGAAUGGAAGAAGAUGGCUGCGGAUUACAAGAAUUCGAGUAUCACUCUAGGGAAGUUUGAAGUUCCAAAUUCGCAGCAGGCACAGCAGCAAAGUUUGGAACAGAGUAUGGACAGAAUGAGUCUGCAGCAAGGCCAACAAAAUGGCUAUCAACAGCAACAGAUGAGACAGUCGCAACAAGCCAGAGCUUUCCAGCAACAACAGAAUCCCCUACAGGACGCAUAUGCCUCCAAAUCCACAUCCCAACUGUACGCUCCAAUAUCUGCAAAGAUCCCAAGAUACUGCUUCGCGGAGGACAAAUACUGGUUUGUCAUCGAGGCAGCGCUGGAAGAUGGACGACACUGGGAACUGUCGAGAUACUACGAAGACUUUUACGAUUUCCAGAUUGCCCUCUUGACAGAAUUCCCUGCAGAGGCGGGGAACACUGGACAGCAGAAGAGAACUUUGCCAUAUAUGCCUGGACCUGUCAAUUACGUUACGGAUGCGAUUACGGAAGGAAGACAACACAAUCUGGAUGCAUAUGUCAAGAACCUGCUCACACAGCCACCGUACAUCUCAAGGUGUACUCUGGUAAAGAAGUUCUUUGCACCGAGGGAGGGAGACUUUGAAAUGGAUCCUAAUGCUGUGAAUGAGGAGUAUCGUUUGUCUGGAGCCUCUCAACAAUCUUCAACCGACUCACCAACAAAUGGCGCCUCGAGACAAUCUUCAAGGGGCAAUUUGAAUGGGGGUGGAUACGGAGGUCUGUCAGCCGCUCCAGCUCACCAACGAGGACAAGCAUCAAUCUCCCAGAAUGGUGGCCUUCAGCCUCGUCAGAUGUCAACCAUGUCCCAACCUUCGAAUCAAUCCCUCUCCCCCGGUCUCAACGGUGGCCAGCCCUCAGCAAUGAAAGUGAAGAUCUACUUCGGAGAUGACCUGAUCGCGAUCCGAGUGCCGUCAGACAUUCAAUAUCAACAGCUAUACGAGAAGAUCCGUGAGAGACUAAAGAUUCCAGAAGGAGAAGAAAUUGCUCUGUUUUAUAAGGACGAGGCAAGUGGGGAAAGACCUGGCCUAUUGAGCAACAACGAUCUGGACUUCGCCGUUAAUCGAAACGACAAACUCAUCAUCUACGUCGAGUACAAUUGAACUGGAGCAAUCUGAACCUGCACAAUAUUUCUACUCGAAGGGUUUGAGCCGCUCGCAUCGUCAACCACAUCACGCCGAACGAAAAAUUACACUUAUCCUCUAAUCUACUUCCGAUGUACAGACACAGUUCUCCCGAGGUGGUAAUAGCUGCCCAGCCAGGGACAGCAGCGUACUCUACACUCACUUGACGAAGACCCCAAACAUCAUCAGAAUUAUUCUUUACGAGCAGACACUUUUUGUUUUGCUUCUUCUUCUCUCAACUUGCUUCUUCUCUUUCUUCUUGCACCAAAUUGGUACGACACUUUUUUUUUAGGGAGGAAGCGAAUACGACAUGGGAUUACUAUUGCUUGCUGGAUUGGGAUAUCAUUAAGCUGGGAUAGGCUGGAUGGCUGGAUGGGAUUGGCGUUCCGAGGUGCUCCUUCUGUUGUUUGAGAUCGGUUGAUUGAUAACUGGUCUGGUCCGGGCUUCUUUUCGUGUCUUGUCUGCGCGUGUGUGUGCCUUCUUUCUCCGCGGUGUGUUUCAGAGGGCUGUGAGCGUACUGAGUCUGGAUCCAUCACGUUAUACUUUGUGGAGAGUGGAAAGCGGAGAGGCGGUGUGGAGGAUGGGGAAGGAGAAGCAUGCCACGGGCGUGGUCCUCUGCUUCCUCGUCUCGUUUGGAUGGACUGGCUAACGGAGCCGAGAGGGAAACGUCAUUACCGCUCCUGUGGGAGGUAGGGUUGAAGGACGAUGAUUCGUGGAUAGCCGGCCUGGGGCACGUCAAGGUGGUGAUGGAUGGGUGAGCGGAAGUGGAUGGUUAGGGACAAAGGUAUCGGGGCGAUUUGGAUGGUGUGGACGCAGCUGACGGACGGAAGGAAGGCAAAGGCAUAAACACAAGAGAUGCAUAGCAGGCAGGCAGGCAGGCAAGCAAGCAAGCAAGCAAAUCAAGCAUAGUAUGGAUAAGGUAGCGAUGAAUAAGACCAUCUACAAAC